UAAGAACAUUGAACUACUUCACCUGAAGUUAUCGCCUUUUGCAAGCGACGCAUGCGCAUUCGGCAUAUCGCGGCACUUAGAAAAAUUACGUUCGGUCCUCGGUCGACCGGCCCAAUCCUCAUGUAAUCUCAGACGUGUCUGGAACAAACCGCGUUAUACGUAGGCAAAAUGAGCGUUGAAAAUCCAGCCAGUGAUAAUGAUUGUGAUUCUGGAAAGGUAAAUGGAAAUAAAAAUGAGCACGUGAACGGCAUCCACAAUGGAUACAACAGUUCCGAGAAGCAUAAGAGCAGUCACAAGUCGUCAAGUAAAGAUAAGCAUCGUGACAAAGAUCGAGACCGGGACCACAAGAGCUCGUCCAAACAUAGCAGCAGCUCGAACAGGGACAAAGAUAGAGACAGACACUCUAGUAGCAAAAAUCACAGCAGCUCUCACAAGUCAUCUAAUAAAGAUAAAGAGCGUGAUAAAGAACACAAAGAUCGGGAUAAACAGAAAGACAAAGAGAGAUCAGACAGGGACAAGGAUCGCAGUGACAAGGAUAAGGACAGGCACCGGGAUAAGGAUAGACAUCGUGACAAAGACAAGAGCGAUAAAGAUAAAAACAAAUUAAGUGAUGGUGAAAAGAAGUCAUCCUCUUCAAAAGAAAAUUCAUCAUCGUCAAAAGAUAAGGAGCACAAGUCUAAGGAUAGAGAUAAGGACAGGGAUGAAAAGGAUCGCCACAGAAGUGAAAAAGACCGUCAUCGUGACAAAGAUAAGCAAUCCAUUCCUAAAGCCAAACACAGCUCAAGCAAAAGCUCCAGUAAGGAUAAAAGCCACAGUGAGAGACAUGAAAAAGUUAAGAUUGAUCCUGACUCUGAUGAUUAUUCUACAAAACAAGAGCCUAGUUUGGAGGUAGAAGUGGACAUAAAGCCAGAAAUAAAAGAAGAAGAUGAAGAGUAUAGAGGUGCUAAUAACACCACUAUUUCAUCUUGCGACUACUCGAUCUCAAAGUUAAAGGAAGAACCCCUUUCUGAACUGCCUCCUGACGAUGAUAGUGCUUCAGAAGGAGAAGAAGACAUCCCUCUGUUAGAGCGCAUGGCGUCAAAGAAACGAGCUGCUAGUGAAAGUGAAGAAGAAAUCCCAUUGCUUCAACGCAAAAAGUCAAAAAAGAAGAUUAAGAAAGAAACUUACGAUAAUGAAGAUGAUGACGAAUCCCAUAAAAAAAAGAAAAAAGUAGAAAAACGAAAAGCCAACCAGAGUGUUAAGAGCGAAACAGAGAAUGCCAGUCCUACGAAACGAAAGAAGAAAGAUGAAGAAGAGCAGGAAGUUUGGAAGUGGUGGGAAGAAUCUAAAAAAGAAGAUGGUACUAAGUGGCACUUUCUCGAACACAAAGGACCCCUGUUUGCACCCCCAUAUGAACCACUACCUGAAAAUGUCAAAUUCCGUUAUGAUGGAAAAGUAAUAAAGCUUUCUGAAGAUGCUGAAGAAGUAGCUGGAUUUUAUGCACGUAUGUUGGAACACGAGUACACCACAAAGUCAACAUUUAAUAACAACUUUUUCGGAGAUUGGCGAAAAGUAAUGACACACGAAGAAGCAAAACUUAUAAAAGAUCUCUCAAAAUGUGACUUUAAAGAAAUGCAUGCAUAUUUCCAAAGUCAAUCAGAGAAGAAUAAAAAUAGAACAAAAGAAGAAAAAGCUGCACUGAAAGCAAAAAAUGAGGAAAUACAAAAAGAGUAUGGUUUCUGCAUAAUAGAUGGACAUAAAGAGAAAAUCGGUAAUUUCAGGAUAGAACCUCCUGGCCUAUUCAGAGGAAGAGGAGAACAUCCCAAAAUGGGAAUGUUAAAGAAACGUGUGAUGCCUGAAGAUGUUCUUAUUAAUUGUUCUAAAGACAGCAAAAUACCUAAACCACCGCCUGGACACAAAUGGAAGGAAGUAAGACACGAUAAUACUGUCACUUGGUUGGCAUCUUGGACUGAAAAUGUUCAGGGCCAGGCUAAAUAUGUCAUGUUAAAUCCUAGUUCUAAAUUAAAAGGUGAAAAGGAUUGGCAAAAAUAUGAGACAGCUCGAUGCCUUCAUAAAAGUAUUGAUAAAAUACGUGAAACAUAUCGGGCCGAUUGGAAGGCAAAAGAAAUGAGAGUCCGCCAACGAGCUGUGGCUCUUUAUUUUAUUGAUAGGUUGGCACUGAGAGCAGGCAACGAAAAAGAUGAUGAUCAAGCUGACACAGUUGGUUGUUGUUCUCUGCGUGUGGAACACAUCGAGCUACACAAAGAAAAAGAUGGAAAAGAAUAUGUAGUUGUUUUUGAUUUUCUAGGUAAAGAUUCCAUUAGGUAUUACAAUGAAGUACCAGUAGAAAAAAGGGUAUUUAAGAAUCUCGAAAUAUUUAUGGACAACAAAAAAGGCAGUGAUGAUCUGUUUGACAGAUUAAACACACAAACAUUGAAUGAACAUUUAAAAGAUUUGAUGCCAGGGUUAACUGCAAAGGUCUUCCGUACUUAUAAUGCGUCUAUAACAUUGCAAAGACAGUUAGAGGAGUUAACAGAUCCUGAUGCUUCAAUACCAGAGAAAAUAUUAGCAUAUAAUAGAGCAAAUAGGGCAGUCGCUAUUCUCUGUAACCAUCAACGUGCAGUACCAAAAGGUCAUUCAAAAUCAAUGGAAGCAUUGAAAGAGAAAAUUAAAGCCAAAAGGGACCAAGUAGAUGAAGCAGAAGAAGAUUAUCGUGAUGCAGCCAAAGCUGCUAAAAGAGGCUCAGUAAAAGAAAAAUUAGCUUGUGAUAAAAAGAAGAAAGCUCUGGAACGUUUGAAGGAACAGUUGAAAAAAUUAGAACUUCAGGAAACUGACCGUGAUGAAAACAAAACCAUUGCUCUUGGCACCUCCAAGCUGAAUUAUCUUGAUCCUCGAAUUUCAGUAUCAUGGUGUAAAAAACAUGGUGUACCUAUUGAAAAGAUCUACAACAAAACACAACGUGAUAAAUUCCGGUGGGCGAUCGACAUGGCCGGACCGGAUUACGUCUUCUAAUUUCCUUAGAUUUAGCAUUAGCUAAAAAUUACAUACACUAUUUCAUAUCUGUAUACGUUCCACAUUUAACAUCCAUUUGUUUAUACUUUUCACUAUUUAUUUUAUGAAAUUUUGACCAAGACUAAAAUUCUCUAUUAUUUUAUGAAUUGAUAUUGCCUAUGGACAAAGUCCACUCCUAUAGUUUCAAAAUCAUAAUUAGAAGUCUGAUUCUAAUUUAUUUUAACAUUAAAGUUUGCUUAAUCUAUAUGACUUUGUCAGCUAAGUUAGUGUUAGUUGGAAUAGUAGAAUAAGAUUGUACAAAUUUUGCAAUCAAAUGCGUAAGAUGUGGCACAUUUUAUUAAACUGAAGUUUAGUAAUGAUUUUACAAAAUACAGAUUUAGAUUUUGCAUUAUAAGCUAGAUUUAUAUUACUUGUAGGACCCCAAUUAGUACUUUUAUGUUACAAAAAUGACAGUGCUGAGUAAGAUUAAGAUAGUCAUUUUGGUAUUCAGUAUGAAUUUAAUUUGUAUAUAAUACCUCACGGCUGUUCAUUAGAACCAGUGUCCAGCUUACAUUUUGUGGAGCGUACUGAUUCAGUGUUUUUGACUGGAUGUGGACAAUAAGCAUUUCAACUGCUAUUGUAUCACGCUCACACAAAUAGGAUAAUGUAAAUUUAUAUUAUAUAUUUGUGCACAAUGUGCAGUAGCAAAUGUUGUAAAUUAAGAUAAUGUUAUUUUAUUUUUAUAAACAUAGGACAACCGAAAAAAUUAUGGCAUAUGCUAAGCCAUCAGUGUUACAAAGGUACAAUGUAAGUAAAAUUUGUAAUAUUACAGUGAUGUGUGUAUCUUGUAAAUAGUAAAUUUUUACUAUGUCAUAUUUGUGAAAUGAGAUUAUCCAAAAUAAAACAGACACAUGUA
This is a messenger RNA of Melitaea cinxia (Glanville fritillary), 3886 nucleotides long. RefSeq names its product DNA topoisomerase 1 (gene Top1). Bases 169 to 2991 code for a protein of 940 amino acids. Gene Ontology annotation, molecular function: DNA topoisomerase type I (single strand cut, ATP-independent) activity; DNA binding. NCBI's taxonomy places the organism in Eukaryota, Metazoa, Arthropoda, Insecta, Lepidoptera, Nymphalidae. The transcript has 10 exons. Gene Ontology annotation, biological process: chromosome segregation; DNA replication; DNA topological change. Gene Ontology annotation, cellular component: chromosome; nucleolus. The record is from RefSeq and is a predicted model, not a curated record.